This is a messenger RNA of Rotaria sordida, 1032 nucleotides long. NCBI's taxonomy places the organism in Eukaryota, Metazoa, Rotifera, Eurotatoria, Philodinida, Philodinidae. The record is from the annotation of a GenBank genome assembly.
AUGCUCUAUCCAUAUACAGAUGAUUUCGUCGACUGUACUACUGUGUCUCAAAAAGCGAAAAAAGAAUUUGCAGAAGUAUUCCAUGAACGAUUACUCAUCGGCGAAUCGAACUAUGAUCCGAAGUCGCAUUUUAAUGGACAACAAUCGAAUGUAGCAGAAUUGCGACUGCCAUCAUCGUUACAGUCUUAUGCAGAUAAAAUUGGAAAGGUAUUUGAUAUGGUGAAAUUUAUCGAAAAUGAUUGGACACGUCAUGGUGAGCAUAAAUGUGUAUACAUGAGCUUGGCCGCUAUUCAUGAUUCACAAAUAAAAUCAACGUUACAACAUGCGCGCCCUGACGAUGGAUAUGCACCGACGAUACCUCAAAUAGAACAAGUUAGCGCAGAGAAAGGUGGUGCGUCUUUGAUUGCGGCCGGAUUUUUGAUGGAAGGUCGAUUAACACGAGCCAAAAUGGCAUAUCUGGAAUAUUUGGGCUUUGGUAUGCAAUUAGUGGACGAUCUACAGGACGUCGAGCUAGACAUGAAAAACAAUCAUCGAACAAUUUUUACUCAAUCAAUUGCCGAAGGACAAACACAUGUGAUCAUUUGCGAAAAAAAUGCAUUACAUACUGCUCAAUAUGCUGAAUUUAGUAUUUCAAGUUGUAAUUUUGGAACAAAUGAAGCAAUUCAUACUGGUAAACAUCUUGUGCCUUUCCUCAGUACUUAUAUGCCUAAUUUACAAAUAUUACGUCUUUGGAGACCAGAUGAUUUUCCUUGGACAUCGAUUCGACCGAACUUCAAAUAUGGAUACUAUUAUGGAGUUUCAAGAGGACAAUGGCAACGAACUCUGCAUACGCCUCAAUCUAUCAAUGAACAUGUAGUUGUCUUUGAACAAGAUCUUUCUCAAUUAUUUGAGCAAUUAAAACAACUUGCCUAUCUUGAUAUUCAUGGCGAUACGUCGUCUGAAAAAAUCGAACCUUAUCGUUUAAUGGUUCAAACUCGUUUUCCAAAUAGUCGAAUUGAUAUUCAGAUAUCAAGAUUUCGUCUUUGGAUGUAA